This is a messenger RNA of Hibiscus syriacus, 1626 nucleotides long. RefSeq names its product alkane hydroxylase MAH1-like. NCBI's taxonomy places the organism in Eukaryota, Viridiplantae, Streptophyta, Magnoliopsida, Malvales, Malvaceae. Gene Ontology annotation, molecular function: monooxygenase activity; oxidoreductase activity, acting on paired donors, with incorporation or reduction of molecular oxygen; heme binding. The record is from RefSeq and is a predicted model, not a curated record. The coding region runs from base 1 to 1626 and encodes 541 amino acids. The transcript has 2 exons.
AUGCCGAUCGAAUGCUCGAUUUUCUUCACCGAUAUGCUUAAGUCCAACGGCGGCACGUUCAAGAUUAUAGGACCCUGGUUUGCAAGCUCCGACUUCGUUCUUACAGCCCAUCCCAUGAACAUCAACAACGUUUUCUGCAAGAACCAUGUAAACUACGUGAAAGGCCCUGAGCUCAGGCAAAUCCUGGAGCCCUAUGAAGGAAUAAUCAUUUCGGAUUCAGAUGUAUGGAAGAGACAAAAGAAGGUAUUGAUGUCAUUCUUCAAGUACAACAAGAAAUCUGCAGCCUACAUGGACCGAAUUCUCCUGCAAGUGCUCAAGGGAAGUCUCUUCCCGGUCCUCGACCAUUUUCAGACACUUGGAACUGAAGUAAACCUCGAAGAUGUGCUAGGUCGGUUCAACUAUGACUACAUGUGCCUGUUGGGAUUCGGGUUCAACCCCAAGACUCUAUCCGCCGAAUUACCGGUUGUUGAAAUCACAGAGGCAUUGGGACACAUAGAUGAGGCCUUGGUUCAUAGGAGGGUUGUGCCUCAAAUGAUAUGGAAAUUGCAGAAAUGGCUUCAAAUUGGAAAGGAGAAAAAGCUGAACAGAGGGUUGAAGAUGGUGGAUGAUUUUUCCUACAAACACAUUUCGUCAAUACGAGAUGAGUUGAGAAGAUCCAAGGCCAUGGCUGAUGAUCGGUUCGAUGCCUUGACAGCUUUCAUGGUGGAAGAAGAAGCAUCAUAUGUAAGUGAGAUGGGAAAAUCAGACAAGUUCCUAAGAGACGUUGUAUACGAUUUCUUAACAGUGGGAAAGGACUCCACAACUGCCGGCCUCACAUGUUUUCUGUGGCUCGUUUCAACUCAUCCGUGGGUUGAAACCCAGAUUUUGGAAGAGAUCAAAGCCAAUUGUCCAGAAAGCAACGAUGGGAAGGUGGUGUAUUUCACUCCAGAAGAGCUGAAUAAGUUCGUUUACCUGCGUGCUGCAUUCUGCGAGACACUAAGACUGUAUCCGUCAGUGCCGUUGGACUUCAGAUCAUCGAUCGCACCAGACGUUCUUCCGAGCGGGGAUCGUAUCGGUCCCAACACGAGGAUCUUGAUCUCAUUGUACUCGAUGGGAAGAAGUGAAGAGAUAUGGGGUGAGGACUGCAUGGAAUUCAGACCAGAAAGGUGGAUCUCAGAGGUGGGAGAUUUCGUCCCCAAGCCUGCAUCCAUGUAUCUGCCAUUUGGGGUCAGACAGAGAGCUUGUUUAGGCAAAGAAUUGAGUCUGAAAAUGAUGAACACAGUGGCCAUCAAUGUUCUUCGACAUUACGAGGUUAAGGUUGUCGAGGACCAGAAGGUAGCAAUGACCAACAAAGUCCUUGCACUCACCACUCAACAUGGUUUGAAGAAUGGUGGAUCUCAGAGGUGGGAGAGUUCGUCCCCAGACCGGCAUCCCUAUCUGCCAUUUGGGGUUGGACAGAGGGCUAGUUUAGGCAAGGAAUUGAGUCUGAAAAUGAUUAAUACAGUGGCCAUCAAUGUCCUUCGACAUUACGAGGUUAGGGUUGUCGAGGACCAAAAGGUUGCAAUGACCAACAAAGUCCUUGCACUCACCACUCAACAUGGUUUGAAGGUCAGAAUCAACAAAAGAAAGAUAGGCAGUCCUCAGUAA